AUGGCUGCUGAGCGGAGCUUGUGGGUCGUCGGGCUCUGCCCUGGGUCCUGGUUGGGUAGGGUCGUUCAGGUCCUCCUCCUACUGCUGUGGCUUGCGGCCCGCGGAGGCGCGCUGCACUUCCACAUUGGGGAGAUGGAAAAAAAGUGCUUUAUUGAGGAGAUUCCGGACGAGACCAUGGUUAUAGGGAACUACCGGAUGCAGCUGUAUGACAAGCAGCGAGAGGAGUACCAGCCGGCCACCCCUGGGCUUGGCAUAUUCGUGGAGGUUAAAGACCCAGAGGAUAAAGUUAUCCUGGCCCGGCAGUAUGGCUCUGAAGCCAGAUUCACCUUCACCUCCCAGACCCCUGGCGAGCAUCAGAUCUGUCUUCACUCUAAUUCCACCAAGUUCUCUCUCUUUGCUGGAGGCAUGCUGAGAGUUCACCUGGACAUCCAGGUAGGUGAACAUGCCAACGACUAUGCAGAAAUUGCUGCCAAAGACACGUUGAGUGAGCUGCAGCUACGAGUGCGACAGCUGGUCGAGCAAGUGGAGCAGAUCCAGAAAGAGCAGAACUACCAGCGGUGCCGAGAGGAACGCUUCCAGCAGACCAGCGAGAGCACCAUCCAAAGGGGGCUGUGGUGGUCCAUCCUGCAGACCCUCAUCCUUGUAGCCAUCGGUGUCUGGCAGAUGAGACACUGCCAAGAGUUUCUUUGA
Budorcas taxicolor (takin) is the source of this 690-nucleotide messenger RNA. Its product is annotated as transmembrane emp24 domain-containing protein 9-like. The record is from RefSeq and is a predicted model, not a curated record. The transcript has a single exon. Gene Ontology annotation, cellular component: COPII-coated ER to Golgi transport vesicle; Golgi apparatus; endoplasmic reticulum. Gene Ontology annotation, biological process: COPI coating of Golgi vesicle; endoplasmic reticulum to Golgi vesicle-mediated transport; Golgi organization. The coding region runs from base 1 to 690 and encodes 229 amino acids. Lineage: Eukaryota; Metazoa; Chordata; Mammalia; Artiodactyla; Bovidae.